Messenger RNA from Penicillium daleae, 261 nucleotides. RefSeq lists its product as uncharacterized. The coding region runs from base 1 to 261 and encodes 86 amino acids. NCBI's taxonomy places the organism in Eukaryota, Fungi, Ascomycota, Eurotiomycetes, Eurotiales, Aspergillaceae. The transcript has 2 exons. The record is from RefSeq and is a predicted model, not a curated record.
AUGGUGUUUGUUAGUUGGGGUGCCUGGGCAUUUACGCUCAUCAGCUCCGUUGUUGCCCGCGCGAUAUUGAGACGAUAUUGGACCUCGAUCCGGGAUAUCCCUGGCCUACUGUUAGCUUCAUUCUCGACUCUUUGGCAGGUUUUACAGAUCUUGAAGGGCUAUACGGAAGUAGAAACGAUCAGAUUACACAAAGAACAUGGAUACUUUGUUCGCAUCGCGCCGAAUGAAGUUAGCGUUUCUCAUCCGGAUGCCGUCCGAUAA